This is a messenger RNA of Leguminivora glycinivorella, 531 nucleotides long. RefSeq lists its product as uncharacterized. Gene Ontology annotation, cellular component: plasma membrane. The record is from RefSeq and is a predicted model, not a curated record. Lineage: Eukaryota; Metazoa; Arthropoda; Insecta; Lepidoptera; Tortricidae. The coding region runs from base 1 to 516 and encodes 171 amino acids. The transcript has 4 exons.
AUGGAACUGAAGAUCGCUGAGGCGCCGCCCCAAUGUCUCAAGCUUCCUUGUGUCCAAAUGGAUGCCAGUAGAAGAACGGAGCGAGAUGAUCUGGUCCAAGCGUUAGCGAAGGACGAGCACGUGAUGCAGUCGACAGCGGACAACGUACUGGCGACGAAGAAGCGCAUCGAAUAUGGCGUCCAUCAGAUUUUAGUUGAAGUAGGCGAGUUGGUCCGCGCGCAGGGCUCAAGACUUAACAAGUCUGUUAGCGACAGAUUUGACAGCAUAGAGCUGAAGAUGAUCGAAAACCACGCCGCAGCUCUCAGCAACACCAGCGCCAAAAUCGAGUCAGAAAUGUCACAAGUUUGGCGACAGAUCGGCGUCAUGUACCAGCAAAUGACCGCCAACCAGCGGUCGUUGGAUAAACUCACUGAGCAGACCGACCAGUAUGUAAAUACCACCGCCACGACAUUGGACGGCAUGCAAGGCAAGGUAAUCAAUUAUAGACUGUAUGGCUUCACACAUAACGACCAUUAAUCUAAUUGUUUCUGU